AUGACAUUAGGAUCCUUCAAUUCGACAGAGAGCCCAGUUCGGGCCAAAACUUACCGCCGAAAGAGUUCCCCAAGGAAAAACAAUCGUUUAAAAAACGAUCGAAGCUUCAAAACGAAAGCUUUUCACGACGCCACGACACUGUCGUCGCUGGAUAGCCAUUACAAAGAGAAAACGUCUGUUGCUAUUCCAGUACCGCGACGAAGAAACAGCGAGGGACUCGCUUCGUCUCCAUCAGAGACCCAUUAUGCUGGACCUAAGUUCAGCAGUCCACCACCACCAAGUGUUCUUCCUAAACCACCGUCUCACUGGCUCUCUUAUUCCGACAUGGGCUUACAAACGGAUGUCGCCGCCAUGUCGCAACACCUCCGAAGUCUCCUCAAAGUGGCGUCGUAG
Molecule: messenger RNA, 393 nt
Organism: Actinia tenebrosa (Australian red waratah sea anemone)
Lineage: Eukaryota; Metazoa; Cnidaria; Anthozoa; Actiniaria; Actiniidae
Product: proline-rich nuclear receptor coactivator 2-like
Source: RefSeq, a predicted model, not a curated record